CAAGGUGAUCCACUAGAAACACGGCUUCUUUACAUUAUCUCUGCAUUUAAAAAUCUGCAGCAUUCAUUAGUCUCCUUGCGAACUACCCAAAUAUCCUGAGUCUGGGCUGCACUGAGCAGAUAUCCAGUGAACUGCAAACUUCUGCGUGCAGAGAUACUAUGUUUUUCAGAGCACCUUUUUAAAAAGGGACCAAGUUUUAAUUCAACCUUGAGCAACACUAUUUUUCAUCAAGUUUUGUGGCUCUCUCACAGCCAAGUAAGAACCGAAGAGGCUGGCCAGAGCAACAUUCCAGAGUUUAAACUGCGCCUAUCCUAAACUGGCAGAUUAGAAUGGCCAUCCAGGACGAGGAUUUGAUAGAGCCGCUGCUGCGCUUGAGACGACAGUUUGAUCAGAAACCUCACGGGAUGCAGCAGGCACCUCCAGGGCUUCAAGGAGAGACCGCGUCCGUCGAAGAUGCAAGCACAGAGAAGAAAGAGAAGCGGCUUCCCAGAUUUAACAUACAUUCCGUUUUCUGGCUACUGGCGUCAAUCGCAGUCACGUAUUACGCUGAAUUUUUUAAAACUGUCAAAGAGGUUAUUCAGAUACAAAGUUGGUGGUUCAUACUUGGCAGUUGGCUGUUGCUGGCUAGUUUGUCUGUAGCUUUUUACUGCAUUAUAUACCUCGAGUGGUACUGUGGGAUUGAUGACUACGACACUGCCUAUCCGGCCCUGAUCCCCAUCACAACAGCCGCUUUCAUUGCAGCUGCUGUUUGCUUCAAUGUUGCCUUAUGGCCCGUGUGGUCUUUCCUCACCCCUUUGGUGCUCUUCACCCAAUUCAUGGGUAUCGUAAUGCUAAUCUCCCUCCUGGGAUGAGUCCAAAAACCAGAGAAGCUGCAAGUGAAAACAGGAUUCCAUCUGAUUUCUUCCCCCCACCCUCUUAAGAUAAUCUGAUUAAGAUCAAUAACUAAUCUAACCAAAAUGGGGCUACUAACAGGUGUCAAGAUUUGGCUGCAUUAAACAUCACAUCGCCAAAGGGAAUUGUCUUUACUUAUUAUUUCAUAGAAUCUUUGUCAAACAUGUUUUAAAUGCUUCCAAGUCAACUUUGAAGACUCAUCUUGAAACCAGAUUAUUGCAGAUUUCUCAUCCACCUUUCCUCACUCUGAAGAAAAGGAAGCUUGCCUACCAGUCUCAGAAUUAUAUAUAAUCUAUUUCUCUCUUCAUGAUUAAAGAUAAAUUAUUUUCUAUUGC
This is a messenger RNA of Eublepharis macularius, 1226 nucleotides long. It is a transcript of the gene TMEM128, whose product is annotated as transmembrane protein 128. Lineage: Eukaryota; Metazoa; Chordata; Lepidosauria; Squamata; Eublepharidae. Bases 330 to 851 code for a protein of 173 amino acids. The transcript has 2 exons. The record is from RefSeq and is a predicted model, not a curated record.